Molecule: messenger RNA, 991 nt
Organism: Pangasianodon hypophthalmus (striped catfish)
Lineage: Eukaryota; Metazoa; Chordata; Actinopteri; Siluriformes; Pangasiidae
Gene: bet1l
Product: Bet1 golgi vesicular membrane trafficking protein-like
Exons: 4
Coding region: 250-582 (110 amino acids)
Biological process (GO): retrograde transport, endosome to Golgi; regulation of retrograde vesicle-mediated transport, Golgi to ER
Cellular component (GO): Golgi trans cisterna; SNARE complex
Molecular function (GO): SNAP receptor activity
Source: RefSeq, a predicted model, not a curated record
CAAAGAUGGCGACCAUUAUCAGUAAAACCAGGAUAAACUGAGCUGGCUAAUCCAGCUGAGCGGAGUGGAGCAGGCGGACUAACAUAUCCCACAAUCCUUUUAGCCUUGUCAGAUUUUAAGGGAACAUCUUUAUUUUUGUUUUGAGUUACAGUGGAAUUAUUUUGGACGUAGGAACGUUUUUAAUUUGUAUUUUUCUCUCUGUGUUUGGUGGUGUUUUUGACUAGUUAGCUAGAGAGUUUGUUUAUAAAGAUGGCUGAUCACUGGAACAGGGGACACGGUGCUGUUGAUGAUAUGCUGGACGCAGAAAAUAAACGCAUGGCUGAGAAUCUCGCAACCAAAGUAUCCAGACUGAAGUCGUUGGCAUAUGAUAUUGACAAGGAGGCUGAAGAACAGAAUUCAUACUUGGAUGGCAUGGACUCAAAUUUCCUCAGUGCGACUGGACUGUUGACGGGCAGCGUAAAGAGGUUUUCCACGAUGGUCCGCUCUGGCAGAGACAACCGCAAGAUCCUGUGCUACGUGUCAAUAGGCCUGGUCCUGAUGUUCUUUGUGCUUUACUAUCUAGUCAGAAGAAUACAGAACUGACAUGUCUGCAUUUUUUUUUUUUUUUACUAUAUGUUUUCUCAGUUUUAUGAGAAAUAUAAUCAUUUUGGGGAAUUCAGUAUGGGAAUUCAUCUUUGUUUAUACGAGGAAAUGUUUUCACAGAUGUUUUCAUCACUCAUCUUCCAGGUAUAAUAAAGGUGAUUAGAACUGAAAGCUCAUUGGUGUGAUUCCUGUUUAUCCUGUACUCAGAUGCUUGCUAAUUACUGUAGUGAAGUAAUCACGCUUUGAUUGCAAUAUAUUCCAUAAAUGAUGUAACAAAAAAUUUUUUAUUCUUGGAAAUCCUAAGGAAUGACAUAAGAUUAUUUAAAAUGAUGUAAGAACUAAACGCUUUGUUAACUGAACUUUGUACUAAUUGUCCAGUAUGUAACUAAAUAUAAAUAUACUAUAUCUA